Molecule: messenger RNA, 1134 nt
Organism: Adineta steineri
Lineage: Eukaryota; Metazoa; Rotifera; Eurotatoria; Adinetida; Adinetidae
Source: the annotation of a GenBank genome assembly
AUGCACCCAGUUGGACAUCAACAACAGCGUCGUGGUAAUUCUACUCGAAUGCCAUUGAUGUACUCAACUUCUUUACCACCUGCACCAUUAUUACCAGUACCUCCUCUACCAUUACGUUAUGGUGGUGGCGGCGGCGGUGGUGGUGGUGUUGGUACAUAUCAACAAUCAGCAAGCGGAAGUGGUGGAAUGAAGCAUCAUCAACGCGGAAGUGGAAAUCGACCUGGUCGUGGAUCAAUUAUACCUCAUCGACAACAACGUCCAAUUGCUAGUUCUCGAUAUCAUCCAUAUACAUUUCGACAACCAUUACCACCUCAACAACAACAACGUUCCUAUCGUCCUGUUCAAUCAUUACCACGUACUCCUGCUGCUUUAAUGGGAACUCCACCUGGUAUGUCACAAUCCGACUAUGAAUUAAUUCAUUCUGCCCAAGUUCAACGUGAUAAAAGAAAACUUGAUGUACUCGCACCGUCAAAUACAACACAAUUUCUUAUACGUGAUCAUAAUCGACAAACACCAUCCUCCAUAGCAACGCCAACACCCACUCAUCAAACACAUACAUCUCCAGUAACUACACAAAAUCAACCAUCAUUACCUUAUGAUCAAAUGUUUGAUAUGAAUGAUGUUGAUGCACAAAGUGAUGAUGCAGAAAGCAAUCAAGAUAUUGUUUUUGGUGGUGGUGAUCCAUCAGUUGAUAGUGAUUUCAAUGAUAUUUAUUAUCAAUGUCGUUAUGAACGUUAUGCAGCAUUUAGUCGAGCAGCUUUACUUAAUGAAGUUUUAUCACUUUGUGCUAAUAUCGAUCGUUUACAACAUGAAAAAAGUGAAGUGGAAAAACGUUUACGUGAUGUACAACAACAUCUUUAUGAUCAUUCAGCUACACCUAAUGGUAGUCAACGUGUGACAAGUGAAGAUAGAACUUCAACUAAUUACGAUGAUUCUCGAACGCAAUCUCCAGCACCGAAUCAACCACAAAAUGAUUCAAAUAAUGGAGAAGAAAGUACUCCUAUAAUUGAUGAACUACAAGCAUCAACAUCAUCGCAACCAAUUCCAACUGAACAAACGGAAAUAAAUGAACCAUUAGUAGAAGAAAAUCCAUCGGAAACUAAUGAGCAUGAACAACAAAUUGUUCAUGAUUAA